Labrus bergylta (ballan wrasse) is the source of this 2403-nucleotide messenger RNA. Lineage: Eukaryota; Metazoa; Chordata; Actinopteri; Labriformes; Labridae. The record is from RefSeq and is a predicted model, not a curated record.
GUCAGUAAGAGAGAGAGAGAGAGACACACACACACACAGAGAGAGAGAGAGAGAGAGAGAGAGUGAGGGCAGCGCUCUCCGACUCCAAAACAUUUACGCACCGCACCAGGAUUCAACCUCUCAUCUUUACUUACACCCAACCCAACCCACCCACCGACUUCCACCACCGCGUGUCCCCUCCACGGAGCAGAGGAGAAGUCCGCACACGGAGCUCGCCGGGGGCAGCCUCGGCUCCCAAACCAGCGCGCUGUGACCGCGGUGAGGAAUUAAAGCGGGAGAGAAAGAGGAGGAGGAGGAGGACGGGAAGUUUUAUUUGUUUUUCCUCGUGGGGAGCUCAGUCAGGGCGCACCGGGACUGAAAUCGACCCACAAUACUCGGACAUCAGGAACUCAGCGCUGAAGGUGAAGUUUCGGACUCUUUUUCCUCCCCAUCAGGAGAGGAGAGGGGCGGCCUGACCCCUGAAGGCUGAGAUCCGAAAUCCCAGGUGGCUUAAGAACACAGACUUUCUGAAUGGUUGAGCCCAGCCCUCCGGCGCUGCACCUCCUCUCCGGCGGGGAUGUCAGCAUGGCGGCUGUCGGUGUCAAAGUGGAACAGGAGGAGUCUGGCGGAGCGGUCGGAGUCAUCACCAAUGUGAAACCUCCCAAGACAUCUCCCUCGUGCGACUGGUCAGCCAAUCAUCCGCUGGAGGCCCGCCAGCUGACCCCUCCGCUCUCUUGCUCCCCAUCGGAGGGCUCUCCAGGUAAAGAGCUGCCUCACAGGCAAAGCCCCUGGCUGAAGGAGGCCAGGACACAUGACCGACCAGAAGGACAGUCGAACUUCAAGGAAGUAAUGCCCACCAUUGAGAAGCUGCUGAAUGUCGACUGGAAGGAGAAACUUCUGGAUAAAAGCUCAGGGUGGGCAGGACAACUGAAAGGAACCCCGGAGUCCCUGGCAGAGAAGGAGCUCCAGUUGUUGAUGAUGAUCAACCAGCUGAGCGGUCUGAGGGAGCAGCUCCUCGGGGCUCACUCGGAGCAGAGGAACAUGGCCGCCCUGCUGCUGGAGAAACAGCAGCAGCAGAUGGAGCUGGCUCGACAACAGCAGGAACAGAUCGCCAAGCAGCAGCAGCAGCUGAUCCAGCAGCAGCACAAGAUCAACCUGCUCCAGCAGCAGAUCCAGGUGAACAUGCCCUACGUGAUGAUCCCAGCUUUCCACCCCAACACGCAGCCCCCGCAGGUCACCUCUGAGUCCCAGAUGACCCUACCCCUGCAGCCGAUCCCCUGCAAGCCAGCCGUGGACUACCCCAUGCAGCUGCUGCAGAACCCUCACCCCACCUCUGUCAAGAGGAGCAGUGGAUCCUUCAGACAGGAAGCCAGUCAGCCCUUGAACCUGACCUCCAAGCCAAAGGGGCUGGAGCUGGGGAAAACACCUAGUCCGCAGGGCCUGGAGCUGGGAUCUCUGGGGAUGCACGGGACCUACAGACCCAGAGACCAUCAUAGAGAAGUGAACCACAGCCCGUCUCGAUCUGCCCUCAGUUUCCUCGGAGAUGGAGAUGUGGUCACUCAGGCCAUCCACGACGCCCAACUGCUCCUGAGGAACCACAGCGCAGGAGGACGAGAGAGGGAGAGAGAGAGGGACAGCGGGGGAAAGAUGGAGUAUAAAAGUUCUUGCAGCGAGAGAAUUUCUCACUCAGAGCGGCGUGAAGACAGUCAAGGCCUGCCGCCCACCGAGGACCACCUCAGCAGUGACUCUGAGGGUGCCCUGCCCGUCUCGGUCGCAGGCAGCUAUGCCGAGGCCCGGCCCCCUCCCUCCUCGGGCCACAUCAAGAGGCCGAUGAAUGCCUUCAUGGUGUGGGCCAAGGACGAGCGCAGGAGGAUCCUGCAGGCCUUCCCUGACAUGCACAACUCCUCUAUCAGCAAGAUCCUGGGCUCCAGGUGGAAGUCCAUGUCCAACCAAGAGAAGCAGCCUUACUAUGAAGAGCAGGCGAGGCUGAGCAGGCAGCAUCUGGAGCGCUACCCGGACUACAAGUACAAACCCCGGCCCAAGCGGACCUGCAUCGUGGAGGGGCGGAGGCUGAGGGUCGGCGAGUACAAGGCCAUGAUGAAGAGCAGGCGGCAGGAGCAGAGAGCCACCUACACACACAGUCAAACAGAACCACAGCAGAUCCACUAUUCCCACAGCGACGGUCAGUACCCGGUCACCGCCGGCUCAGUCUCCGUGGCCAUGCCUUUUCACCCUGCGUUGUUGGAGCACUACCUGCCACAGGUGCCCGCGGCGCCACGUCGAGCGGAGGGCCAGGCCAUGCCCACCUCCCUACCCAGAGAGCGGGAGAGGGACAGAGAGAGGGAGCGGCCGCUGUACAGCGAAGGAGAGGAAAGUGAUGGAGGAGAGAGGAGUGAAGGGGAACUGGUGCUCCUGACAGACUGA